GGCCAACACAUGAGCAGAGAGGAGAAAUUCUGCAAAGUAAAUAGACGAGGUUGCGCCGCUUCGGCAAGACAGAGAUACAUUCCACGUAGAAUGCUAACAUGGAAUCAGCGACUAAAGGUAAAGCCAAGCGCAGACAUCUGAGUGCAAACGCGUGCAGUGAUUUGGGGCAGAGUAUGGACGGUUCUCAGCCUCUCACCGACCCCAUGGCAGUUCCCCGCAGUAGCAAAGACCCCAACCGUGGACUCUACCCUAGGACUCCCACCAAGAGACGAAGAGGAGACGUUGAAACCAACCAGACAGGCAUCACCGACUUCUUCCCCGUCACAGAUGUCGUGAGGGUCAGCCCACGGAAGACUGCUACCGUGAACGGGCUACUACAACAGAACCAGGACACAGACGGACAGCCACUGACCCCCACUAAGGUCAAGCAGGAGGAGGAUCGUGCUGGCCAGAGCCUGACCCCUACGACAAGCUGCAAGGCCAAACAGGAUCUGGACGUCGCAGACAAGAUGGCCUCCAUGAGCACCCCGGAGAAGCUCCAGCUGUCCCUCGAGGAGGAUCUGGAGGGGGCUGCUGCGGCCUUUGAGGAGGACGUCGACUACAUGGAGGGCAUCACGGAGGACAUGUUUACCGACGAUGAGGAGUUUGAGCGUGAGGGUCUUACGCCGUCGAAAUCGAACCCCAACACGCCACGUUUGGACCGGGGGGCUGGCUGCAGCACGUGGGGGUCUCCGGCUGGAAGCGCGUCCUCUCAGCCUGGAGCCGCAACACACCGCCCAGUCUCUAAGAGGCUCAACAUGGGUCAGCGCGGUGUGGUAUUUGAAGAUGACGAUGAUGACACAGUGGAGCCUCUGCCCGACCCAGCGUUUGGGUUGCUGGGGGUGCGGGCGGGCCUGCAGGUUCCCCAGGGUCGCCUCUCAGACCUGCCCGUGGAGGUGUUGCGACAGGUGUUUGGCAAGAUGCCCGCAGACGACAUCUAUAGGAACGUGCAACUGGUGUGCAAGGCCUGGAGGGACAUCGUCGCAGACCCAAAGUUUGUGCCUUGGAAGAAGCUGUACUACCGCUAUGAGAGGAAGGAGCCUGCCGCCUUUAAGGAGGUGCAAGCCAUCCUGGCGGCCAACUACAUGAACAAUGAGGAGCUCAGCCUUGUCAACAUGUUCAGGUACAUGUCUGAGUUCAAGCACAGUAAGCGUGUGGACCUGCAGUGUGUGCUGAAGAGCGUGAGCACACACCGCCUUUACGGCCAGGCAGUGGCCUGCAUCACCUACCUCAAGUCCACCACAGAGAAGACGCGACUGAGGGCCGCUAUGAGCCGCGUGCCCAUCAUCAACGGGAGCCCGAGUCCGUGGUGCGUGAUGGCGGUGAUCCUGCUGCUGGCUGACGGCGUGGCUGACGUGCUGAGCCUGGUGCAGCUGCUACAGCGCAGCGACUGCAUGCUCACACCAGAGGGAGCCAGCGAGUACCUGUGGGCCGUCGCCACCCUGCUCCGCGCCAUCAGGGACAAGGGGGAGACGACCGCCUGUGGCAGGUUGCUCUAUAAUGUCUACUAUGUACUGCAGAUGAUGGAGAACUCUCCUGUGACCGUCUCAACUGAUAACGGCAGUGGGCCGUCAAAUUUGCGUGUCACUCAUGAGCAACAGGUCAUAAUGAACCACAACGUCCAACCAGGCCAGGUGGUCAAGAUCAUGGCCUUCGCAGGCACUGGAAAGACGACUACUCUGGUCCAGUUUGCGCGCAUGCGCCCGCACCUGCGCUUCCUGUACGUGGCCUUCAACAAGUCGGUGCAGACGCAUGCCCAAAAGAGCUUCCCCUCAAACGUGCACUGCAAGACCAUACACUCCAUGGCCUUCGGUGCAGUCGGACGCAGGUUCCAGAACCUAAAGAAACUGUCAGGGACUGUUAGGCCAUUCUCAGUGUCCUGGGUGUUGCCAAAGGGUUUUGGUGGUUUUGUGAACGCCAAGCUGGUGUGCGGGGCCAUCCAGAACUACUGCGCCUCCGCCGACCCCCUGCUCACCUGGUACCACGUGCCUGAUAAGCACCGCAACCAGCGCGGUGAGAGCGAGUAUACCAGCGCCAUUACAAGACAGGAACUGGCCCGCAUAGCAAAUCAAAUCUGGAGCAAGAUGGUGGCAUUGGAGCCUACCAAGGAGGCGGCGUAUCACAUGUACCAUGACGGCUACCUGAAGCUGUGGCAGCUGCAGAAGCCAGUGCUGGAGGGCUAUGAUGUCAUCUUCAUCGACGAGGCCCAGGACUGCACCCCAGCGAUCAUGGACAUCAUGCUGAAUCAGCCGUGUGGUAAGAUCCUGGUGGGGGACCCUCACCAGCAGAUCUACUCCUUCAGAGGAGCAGUCAACGCCCUCUACACCGUCCCACACACACACAUCUACUACCUCACACAGAGUUUCCGGUUUGGUCCAGAGAUUGCCUUUGUCGGUGCCAGCAUACUGAGUGUGUGCAAAGGGGUGAAAAGGACCUUAGUGGGAACACUACAGAAAGGUAAUGUGUGUGGCACGGGCCAUACAGCAGGAGAGGGUGUGGCCAUCCUGUGCCGCAGUAACCUGUCCGUCUUCAGCGAAGCGGUCCGGCUAACCGAAGACCCAAACCACAAGAUACACAUUGUUGGGGGUGUGGACAACUUUGGCCUCAAGAGGAUUAUGGACAUCUGGAUACUGUUGCAGCCAGAUGACAAACGCAAGAAAGAAAACCUGUACAUCCAGGAUGCCUUCAUCCGCGGCUUCUCUAGGCACCAGCUGGGGGGGUUCGGCGGGCUGAAGAAGUACGCCAGCAACACGGAGGACCACGAGCUGGAGGCCAAGCUGGAGGUGGUGUUGAGAUAUCAGAAGAACCUCCCGGAGCUCGUCAAACGCAUAUACAACCGAGCGGAGGCUGACCCCGCGCGAGCAGACUACAUCCUUGGAACGGUGCACAAGGCCAAGGGGUUGGAGUUUGACACUGUGAUGGUGUCAGAUGACUUCAUAAAGGUGCAAAACCCUAAAGACAUCAAAAAAGUCGACAAAUCGAUGUGGGACGAGUGGAAUCUGAUGUAUGUGGCGGUGACUCGAGCCAGGAAGAAUCUGACCAUCAACCCCACCAUCUACAUCAUCCUCAAUGAAGUUGGGGAGCACUUCCUGAGGUCAGAGUUGACGAGCCUGGCGCAGCAGCAGCACCCUUCCCUGACCUGCUGCGUCAGACAGUGCAACAACACACUGGACGCAAAAUGCCUCCUCUCCAUGAUCAAGAUGCCCGUCAAAUACUCGGACUACCAGGUGCAGGAGGGCCCGAUGUGUGUUGUGUGUGUGCAGAGUCGGGUGGGGCCCCUGGCUUACUUGCUCGAGCACCCGGAGAAGGUCUGGAAACAACGGCAGCAGCGGCAACGCGAGGAAGAGGAGGCCAACGAAGACUUUGACUUGUUUAUGGGCGUGGACAUGAUGUGGGCCCAGCUAUAGACACACACUCUCUCUCUACCUCCCUCUCACUUGCACACACACACACACACACACACACACACACACACACACACGUACUCUCCCAUGGCAAAAACCCACUAAACACACAUCAUACACAGCGUGAUAUGCAAACAGACCUGAUAUGACAUCACCUGAGAAUCUACAUGCCUGUUGUUGUCUUGACUGUCACAAACUUGACUGGAAAAAACACACACACACACACACACACACACACACACACACACACACACACGCACACAGUAUUUUAUCAUGGAAGCUACUGUUGGAUGUGCCUUGUGUAUAGUGUCCAUUUUCUUUAAUUGACUUCUUUUUUAACAUCUUCAUUUUUAUGCCAUAUUCAUGACUAUACAAAAGCGUACACUUUGUUUUAUUGUUAUUUUGUAAAGUAUCUGUACAUAUUAGAUUGUAUAUAUUUCAUAGUUAGUUUUUUUAAGCUUUUAUGUGGAAGUACAUACUGUAAGAUUCAUAUAUGCACCAGUUCUGUCUGCAUUCUUGUGUAUGGCCACAGAGUUGGUGGGACUUGAAAGGAUAGGCUACCUCUCUUGCAAAUGAAUACAAACAGACAAACACAACGACCUACUAUCCACAAGUGGGAUUGUGUGUGCCAAGGUCUUUGCACUUUAAAAAAAUAAACAAAAAAGAUGUGAACUUGAAA
Messenger RNA from Engraulis encrasicolus (European anchovy), 4122 nucleotides. RefSeq names its product F-box DNA helicase 1 (gene fbh1). The transcript is spliced from 22 exons. The record is from RefSeq and is a predicted model, not a curated record. Gene Ontology annotation, cellular component: nucleus. Lineage: Eukaryota; Metazoa; Chordata; Actinopteri; Clupeiformes; Engraulidae. Gene Ontology annotation, biological process: double-strand break repair via homologous recombination; replication fork processing. Gene Ontology annotation, molecular function: protein binding; ATP binding; hydrolase activity. Bases 99 to 3446 code for a protein of 1115 amino acids.